This is a messenger RNA of Phytophthora sojae, 1628 nucleotides long. RefSeq lists its product as hypothetical. The transcript has 2 exons. Gene Ontology annotation, cellular component: membrane. The record is from RefSeq and is a predicted model, not a curated record. Bases 1 to 1524 code for a protein of 507 amino acids. Gene Ontology annotation, biological process: transmembrane transport. NCBI's taxonomy places the organism in Eukaryota, Oomycota, Peronosporomycetes, Peronosporales, Peronosporaceae. Gene Ontology annotation, molecular function: transmembrane transporter activity.
AUGUACACCCCCGUGGGCGAAACGGACCCCAUGCUCAUGAGCCCGAGCGGCGGCAAGGAGCGGCGCUCGCCGCCCUCGAGCGCCGUCAACAGCCUCCGCCUGGAGCCGCCGGCGCCCAAGUGCAACGACUGGCUCUACGCCGCGCUCUUCCUCUCCAACGUGGUGGCUCUGGCCGCGCUGGCCUUCUGGAAGGGCGUGCCGGCGCUCAAGGAGGACAUGGGGCGCAACCGCAGCGACGGGCGCGUGCCCACGGGCCACUCGGUGGCCGGGACGAUGAUCGCCGUGCUCUGCGUGCUCGGCACGCUGCUGUCCCUGGCCUGGAUCAAGCUGCUCAUGGCGUACGCGGCCUCCAUGAUCCGCGUGGCGCUGUGGCUCAACGUGUUCAUGGUGCUGGGCUUCGCGGUCACCACCUUCUCGGUCAACGCGUGGGCCGCGCUGGCCUUCCUGCUCAUGGCCGCCAUCAACGUCUGGUACAUCUACGCCGUGCAGAACCGCAUCGGCUUCGCGUCGGCCAAUCUCAAGGCGGCCUGCACGGCGCUCAAGCAGCACUCGUCCGUCUUCGCGGUGGCCUUCGUGCUGGUGCUGCAGCAGCUGGCCUGGAUGUUCCUCUGGGCCGUGGCCGCGCUGGGCAUGCACCAGAUCUUCCUGGAGGCGGACCCGGACUGCGACCGCGAGAUCGAUCUCGCCAGUCGCGGACGCAACCAUGGAGGCCUCUGCGUGGGACUGCCGGCUUAUGUGGCGCUGUUCUACAUGCUCGUGAGUGUGUACUGGGGCCAGCAAGUGCUGCAGAACAUCCUCACGUGCACGACGGCGGGAGUCGUCGCGACCUGGUGGUACCAGCCCCACGCCCAGAAGGCCACGGUCGGCGCGCUGUAUCGCUCCGUGACGACGAGCUUCGGAUCCAUUUGCUUCGGCUCCCUGAUCGUGGCGGUGCUGCAGGCGCUCAAGACGAUGGCGAACAUGGCCAGACGCCGUGCCAAUGAAGAAAACAACAACGGACUCGCCUGUCUGGCUUGCAUGGCCGAGUGCAUCGUCAGCUGUCUGGCGGACAUUAUGGAGUACUUUAACCAAUGGGCGUACGUGUACGUCGGAGUGUACGGCUACCCGUUCCGCACAAGUGGAAAGGCUGUCAUGGAUCUGUUCAACAACCGCGGAUGGACGGCCGUGAUUAACGACGACUUGACCUCGGGCGCACUGUCGUUUGGUGCGCUGGGUAUUGGUAUCGUCACUUGCUGUGUUGGUCUGCUGAUGGUGCGCUUCUCCCCCGUGGAGUGGUUCACGGCGCUGGGGUCCCGUAUGAGCGUUUACGGAACGAUGGCUCUGAUUGGGUUCAUGGUAGGCUUCACAAUGGCUCUGAUCUUGGCUCAUGUGAUCAUCGCAGCACUGCACACGAUUUUCGUUUGCUUCGCAGAGGACCCUGUUGCGUUCAACCGCAACCACCCCAAGGAGUAUGAUGACUUGGUGUCUGGAUGGCGCCAAUUCCACGGGGACGCCUUGCUGUCUGCUUACGGUUCGGCUGUCUAACUCUGCGGUUGAGAGUUUUUUUCUGGUGAGAAUCCGUGCUACAGAGACGGAGUAUGAGAUCGCAGCACUGCAAAGCAAUAAAUACGAAGACUUUUUUUACGCAU